This is a messenger RNA of Aspergillus ochraceoroseus IBT 24754, 1265 nucleotides long. RefSeq names its product thiamine pyrophosphokinase-related protein. The coding region runs from base 75 to 1037 and encodes 320 amino acids. Gene Ontology annotation, molecular function: 8-oxo-dGDP phosphatase activity. The record is from RefSeq and is a predicted model, not a curated record. The transcript is spliced from 2 exons. NCBI's taxonomy places the organism in Eukaryota, Fungi, Ascomycota, Eurotiomycetes, Eurotiales, Aspergillaceae.
ACCAAACCCAGGCAUCAUCACCGCAACUGCAGGCACUGCCAUACACCUCCAUUCUCUAGAUAUUGCAGAUCAAAAUGUCAAAGUCCAAUCUCCAGCUGGUCCAUGAAUGCAACACAUUCCCGUAUUAUCAGGAUAACCCCGCGGCGUACACAGCCCACCUGAAAAAUUACCACAUCUUCAAAGUCCAGGGUUGCAGCUCGAAUUUGGGAUAUAUUACGAAUGAAGUAGUGAGUCGCUUUGACUGGCCCAAAGAAUCCUGGGUUGUCGAUUCCGCCGAUCAAACUGUUACCCUGGUCGCGGGGUCAACCCCCGAAGCGCGAAGUGCUGCUGUGGCCCAAACCCUCGCCUUAGCGGUGAAACAGGACCGUUUUGAGGUUCUAAGAGGUUGGCGCGAUGAGAUGUACCCUGUCUACGGUCCCGCGGGGGAGUUUCUUCUGGAGAUGGAGCGCUGCGCCAGCCCGCUUUUUGGAAUUGUCUCUUACGGUAUUCACGUCACUUGCUACGUUGAAGAUGCAACGGGGCUGCGGCUCUGGGUGCCUCGCCGGUCGAAGACGAAGCAGACAUAUCCUGGGAUGCUUGACAACACCGUGGCGGGUGGAAUGAGCACCGGCGAAAAACCGUUUGAGUGUUUUGUCCGCGAGGCUAUGGAGGAAGCAUCUCUCCCUGAGGAUAUUGUCAGGGCUAACGCGACCUCUGUCGGAUGUGUCUCGUAUACCUAUGUGCGGGAUAGUCGUGCUGGAGGUGAAACCGGCCUUGUGCAGCCGGAGGUUGAGUAUGUUUAUGACGUGAAGCUCGCUGCGGAUGUUAUUCCUAAGCCGAACGACUCCGAGGUGGAGGAAUUUUGUUUGUUUACAGUGGACGAAACUAAGAAGGCAUUGGCGAAUGGCGAGUUCAAACCCAACUGCGCGGUUGUCCUCAUUGACUUCUUCAUCCGCCAUGGAAUCAUUACUCCUGAGAACGAGAAGGACUUCCUGGAGAUCAUCACAAAGAUACACCGCCGCUUGGAAUUCCCAACCGCCUCACAUGCGGCAAAUUAAAGACACGCCAAUGGUGAUAAAUAUGUGUUUUUCGAAUAUAUUUGAUAUUCUAUGUGAUAGACCCAGAUGCCGAGUAAACGCCAACGCUGCAACUAAAGCAUCCAAUAAAUGCAAAACAAAACUUUUCUGGUUAUCCGGCACGGUUUCAGGCGAGUGAAGCGAAUCUGUACUUGUUCCGGGCCAAAAGAAAAUUAGACGCAAAUUUCUGGGCGCAAAGGCCCAUGAAUG